Molecule: messenger RNA, 1594 nt
Organism: Mytilus trossulus (common blue mussel)
Lineage: Eukaryota; Metazoa; Mollusca; Bivalvia; Mytilida; Mytilidae
Product: zinc finger protein 501-like
Exons: 2
Coding region: 167-1288 (373 amino acids)
Biological process (GO): regulation of transcription by RNA polymerase II
Cellular component (GO): chromosome
Molecular function (GO): chromatin insulator sequence binding
Source: RefSeq, a predicted model, not a curated record
AUUUUGCUUCGAGAUGCACGUCACGUUAAGGUUGAAUUAAGCUUGUUUACAUUUACUAGUCUAACAAAAGGUUGGCUGAGUGGACAAGAAGAAAAGAUAAAAUCGUGGAAAUAUAGCAUUCUUCGUUACAAUCCCUGUUAUUCUAACCUGCCGAGACAAUUCUAAGAUGUUUCACAUUGGUCGUAGUGGACAGGAAAGGGCGGGAAAAGAUAGAUUUUUGGAAAUGGAGAAUAAAGAGAUUUUAACAGUUGUCCAACCAACAGACAAUUUAGCGACGUUCCAUGGUGGACAGGACAAGACAGACCCUGAACAACUUACAGACAACUUAGAGAUUGUCCACGGUGGACAGGACAAGACAGAAACAAAAAUGCUUUCUGAUACUGAAAAUAAACUUACAGUCAUUCCUCUUGAUAAGACUAGUACAAACCAACUGAUGAACAGGGAUGGGUUAUCAGAAACGAAAAAUAAAGAGAUUUUAACAGGUAUCUCCCCUGACGACAAACCUACAGACAAUUUAGAGACAAUCAACGGUGGACAGGACAAGACAGAAAAAAAGAGUCGCAUUAUAAAACCUAAAGGUAAUGAACGUUUUAAAUGUGGAAUGUGUGGUGUGGAUUUCAGUAAAAAUAAAUACCUACAGCAACACAUGGGGAUACAUACUGUUGAUAAACCUUAUAAAUGUGACGUUUGUGGCUCAGUAUUUCGUAUGUCAAAUCUCUUACAAAAACACACAAGAACACAUACUGGUGAUAAACCAUACAAAUGUGAUAUAUGUGAUAAGGCAUUUAGACAGAGUUCUCACAUGCGGACCCACAUGAGAACACAUACAGGUGAUAAACCGUGUAAAAUGUGUAAAUGUGAUGUAUGUGAAAAGGAAUUUAGUCAGCGUCCUGACUUAACGAGACAUAUGAGAACACAUACUGGUGAUAGACCUCAUCAAUGUGAAAUAUGUGAUAAAACGUUCACUAGGAAGGAACACUUACGACUACACAUGAGAAUACAUACUGGCGAUCUACCAUUUGCGUGUAAUGUAUGUGGUAGAGGUUUUAAUUAUAAAAUCGACGUUGAACGACACGCAAGCAGGCAUUCUAAAUGUGUUGAAAGACCUUAUAAAUGUGAUAUUUGUGAAAAAGAUUUUAUUCUGAAACAUAACUUACAGAAUCACAUGAGAAUACAUACAGGCGAGAACCCAUAUGAAUGUGAAACAUGUGGUCAAACAUUUAGCCUUUCAAUUUUAUAUGCCAGACAUAUGACAAAGCAUAAUAAUAAGAAGGACACAUUAGUUUAGUUCAAAAUAAGCAAAAUCAGGGAUGUCAAGGCUGCCAUUCAUGCCAUUCUUACCUAUAUUUCUAAGGGAGGAAACUCUGAACAAAUUACCUUUUGUAUGGCCUUAUCUGACAAGUCGUAUUAAACAUUAUAUUAUAUAUUUGAUAUAUAUAGUGUUUAAUAAAUAGGAAAUUAUCAUUUAACUUUGAUGGUAGGGGUUUAUGCCAGCCUUUUUCGCUAAAAUAUAAUGCCAGCCUUUUUCGUUAAAAUAUAAUGCCAGCCUUUUACCAUGUUUACGCUAAAAUAUAAUGCCAGCCUUUUUCGUUAA